Messenger RNA from Talpa occidentalis (Iberian mole), 1539 nucleotides. Its product is annotated as nephrocan-like. Bases 1 to 1539 code for a protein of 512 amino acids. Lineage: Eukaryota; Metazoa; Chordata; Mammalia; Eulipotyphla; Talpidae. The record is from RefSeq and is a predicted model, not a curated record. The transcript has 3 exons. Gene Ontology annotation, molecular function: protein binding.
AUGUAUCUGCUUUAUCCUUUCCUUGUUUUGCUCUCUCUUAGCAAGGCUUUCAACUCUGACUGCCCUAGAAGAUGCAGCUGCGAUUCAGCACAGUGGGUGCAAUGCUACAGGCUAACAGAGCUGCCAUCAGGGAUUCCUGCCACCACCAAGAGUCUCUACAUCAGUCACAGCAAAAUUCAACACCUCCAGCUCUCUAACUUCACCGGAAUAUUGGCUCUAGAAGAUUUUAUUCUGCUGGCCAGUGGAACAGAGUCUGUAGAAAAUGACACCUUCAAAACUCUGAGUACCUUGAAGACCUUGGAACUCUGGAAAAAUAAGUUAAGACAAGUCCCCAGUACUCUCCCUGCUAGUCUUGAAGUAUUAAAACUAAAUGAUAAUUCUAUAUACGUCCUACGUGAAUCUGAUUUUGAAGGACUGAAGGAAUUAAAAAUUCUUGAACUUAAAAAUAACCUAAUCUCUUCCCUUGCUCCCAGCACACUCUCCUCCCUUGUCAGUUUGCAAAGUUUGAUAUUGGAUGACAAUAACAUUGAGUCUAUAGCAGGACCACUGACACUUCCCCAUCUGACACGAAUGAGCAUGGAGAAUAAUAAACUACAUCUAAUACCAGCUAGCUUCUUUGCUUCUCUUCAGUCUUUGCAAUUUCUCAGUUUCAGUGGUAACUUUCUGACUAAAAUCCCCAAUAAUCUGCCCAAGUCCUUGCUCUCUUUAAAGAUGGAGAGAAACCAGCUCAAAGUGGUAAGAUUUCGAGACAUGAAACACUUGGAGAAUCUUUCCCAUCUUUAUCUGUCAAAAAAUGCACUUUCUUCCAUUGAUGGGGCACAACUCCUUGCCAAUUUAACUACUCUUGAGUUAUCCCAAAACCAGCUUCAAAUGUUGCCCCUCAGACUGCCAACAAGGCUACAAAAACUUGAUAUCAGUAAUAAUCUGAUUCAGAGAGUUACAGCGCAAGACUUCCAGGACCUCCGAGACCUAAAACACUUGUUUCUGGACAACAACAUCGUCAGCGUGUUUGAAGCGGGAGCCCUGCAGAGGUGUUCUCAGCUCUCCAACCUGGCCCUGGAGCAGAACCUGCUGCUGUCCAUUCCUCUGAGGCUUCCAGGAACCUUAGCCAGGCUGGACCUCAAAGGCAAUGCCAUUCAAGAUAUAGCUGAGAGGGAGCUCAAGGAUCUAAAGCAGCUUCAAGUUCUAAACCUUAGGAACAACAAGAUCUCUGCCUUAGACCUCAAAGCCUUGGAGGGGCUGCCUCGCCUCAGGCACCUGUAUCUGGAUGGAAACCCAUGGAAUUGCACAUGCAGUCUUCUACAAGCAAGGGAGGUCUUGAAGGCCAAAGGCACAGAUGUGAGGGGAGGACAAUGUGCAGCGCCAGCUGAGCAACAGGGAGAGAACUGGAUGUCUUCCAAGAAGAUCAUGAGGCAUUGUGAGCAUCACUUACUUCUGACCGAGAAAAGCAAAGAGAUCAAAAAGAAAUCAAAGCCAGAGGAGUCCUCCAGCAUCAGAGUUAACAUGGAUGAUGAUUACUAUGAUUAUGAAAUAGACUAA